AUGGAAAAAUCAAUAUUUUCAUUUUUGGCCGUCUGUUUGUUGGUUCACGGUUAUUGCGGUAGCGACUGCUUCAAGUACGUGGCCGCAGGAGCUUGUGCAUCAUUGGGACUGUGGUAUGGUUACCGAUUUUUGAUCAGACCAUUGGACAUACAAAGGAAAUUGGCCGACGUGGGUUACGAACAGCACUUCACACAAAAGCAAUGGGUGUCAAAAGAUAAGUUACACCUGAUACGAUCCAUGAUGAAACUAAGGAAAAAAGGAACGUUGCCGCCAGUCUAUCCGAAUGGAUGGUUUGCGCUCCUGGACUCCGAUCAAGUCAUCGUCAAUCAAGUUAAGUACGUGACGGCUCUAGGAGAAAAUUUCGCAGUGUUUCGUGGGUCCAACGGCGACGUCAAUAUAUUAAAUGCUUAUUGUCCUCAUCUGGGUGCUAAUAUGGCUAUUGGAGGAAUAGUUAGAGGAAACUGUCUUCAAUGUCCAUUUCAUGGAUGGACAUUUGACGGUACCAAUGGGAAGUGCGUCCGAAUUCUGAACGAUUGUACUAAUGGAGUGUCAUCGAAGGCAGCGUCGGUGAGGAGAUGGGAGAGUUGCGAAGCCAACGGGUUCGUGUUCGUGUGGUACCAUGCGGAGAACGAGGCGCCAUCGUGGCGGCCGGCCAGAGAAGUCAUGGCCGGCAGCGGCUGGACGUACCGCGGCCGCAGCGAGCACUAUGUGAACGCGCACAUCCAAGAUAUCCCGGAAAAUGGAGCGGACGUGGCCCAUCUGCCGGCACUGCACGGCCACAUGGCCCUCGGCGGUCAGUACGCCGCGCAGGCCGACCGGUCGCUGUGGAGGUGGCUCGGCGUCCACGAGUGGACGGCCGCGUGGCGGGCGGACGGCACCCGCGGGCCACACGUGUCCACGCUCGAUCUGCAGCACGGGCUAGUGGUGUUCGGCAAGUUCGUCGUUUUCAAAAUGAACGUGGAAGCGCAACAGAUUGGUCCUGGAUUAGUGAUUUUAAAUUUUAAAACCAGUUUUGGGCCCAUAAAAUUGGUACAAGUUGUAACCCCUGUCGAACCAUUGAUUCAAAAAGUUGUACAUCGUAUCUACUGUCCAGUGUAUUUGUCACUCUAUGCUUCAAUAGUUUUAUUUAUGGAAGCUGCAAUGUUUGAGAGAGAUGUAGUCAUUUGGAACCACAAGAGUUACAUUGAAAAGCCUUUAGCUUCAAAACAAGAAUCAACACUCUUGGCACAUAGAAAAUGGUACAAACAAUUUUAUAGUGCUAAUAGUAUACAAUUUAGUAACAGAAAAGAAACAAUGGAUUGGUGA
Molecule: messenger RNA, 1305 nt
Organism: Macrosiphum euphorbiae (potato aphid)
Lineage: Eukaryota; Metazoa; Arthropoda; Insecta; Hemiptera; Aphididae
Source: the annotation of a GenBank genome assembly